AUGGGAGAAAACCCAAACCGACCUGAAGCCGAACGUCUUCUCGGAAUCGCCGAGAAGCUUCUCGAGUCACGAGAUCUGAACGGCUCAAAAGAGUUCGCCAUCUUAGCUCAGGAGACAGAGCCGCUUCUCGAAGGCACCGACCAGAUACUCGCCGUGGUCGACGUCCUACUCUCCUCCGCGGCGGAGAAUCGCGUCAACAACCACCCAAACUGGUACCGAAUCCUCCAGAUCGAAGACCCAAGCGAGUCUUCCGCGGACCUGAUCAAGAAGCAGUACCGCCAUCUCGCUCUGCUCCUCCACCCGGACAAAAACCGUUUCCCAUUCGCCGAUCAAGCCUUCCGAUUCGUCCUCGAUGCAUGGGAGGUGCUAUCAACGGCCGCGAAGAAGUCCCAGUUCGAUCGCGACUUGAACAUCGUCUACGCCAAAGUAGAUCUCAACGGCAACAGGCAGAAUCAUAAGAAGAAAUCAACAAGCGAGAGGAUGUCGACGUUUUGGACGGCGUGUCCUUACUGUUACAGUCUCCACGAGUAUCCUAGGGUUUACCAAGAGUACUGCAUCAGAUGCCAAAACUGCCAGAGAGCGUUUCACGCCGCCAGUAUACAGCAAUUGCCUCCGUUGAUACCUGGAAAAGACGAGUAUUACUGUUGCUGGGGGUUUUUUCCGAUGGGAUUCGUCGGCGGGAAAGACGGAGAAUCCGGCGCCGCAGCAGCUGCUAAUGGAGGUGAGACAACGAAAUUCCCGAAUUGGAUGCCUCCGAUUUUCAACUCUGGCCAAAACCACACUGUAAAUGGCGGCGCCGGAGCUCCUCAUAGUGUUAACGGUGGAUUCGCGACGCCAGCAUCCGUUACGCCUCAUCCUCCGUCUUCUUCUCACAGUGUUCCGGUUAGCUUUGAUGGAUGGUCUGGUGGUGCGGGGAAGAGAGGCAAUGAGGCGGUGAGGAGCAACGACAACGGAGUUAACUCUGAUGGAAUGCCGAAGAAGAGAGGAAGAGGAAGGCCCAAGAAAAACCAGCUUCAGUGA
This is a messenger RNA of Microthlaspi erraticum, 1020 nucleotides long. The record is from the annotation of a GenBank genome assembly. Lineage: Eukaryota; Viridiplantae; Streptophyta; Magnoliopsida; Brassicales; Brassicaceae.